Messenger RNA from Paramuricea clavata, 2249 nucleotides. The record is from the annotation of a GenBank genome assembly. NCBI's taxonomy places the organism in Eukaryota, Metazoa, Cnidaria, Anthozoa, Malacalcyonacea, Plexauridae.
AUGGAAAACUUGCCUAUGGGAAAUCCUGUGGAGAUGUUGAAGACAUACACUGAGAUGAUGACGAAGAUGCAAGCUCAGAUGAAUGUUAUGGAGGCAAAGGAUGAUGCUCGUGAUAAGGAAAUCAAGGAGUUGAAAAAGAAGGAUGCUGACAACGAGAAAAAGCUUAGGGCUCUUGAGAAGGAUAAUAGGAAGCAGAAGAAGGAGAGUGUUACCAAUAAGGGUGCUUUGGGUGUACUUAGGAACGAUAACAGAAAGUUGAAAAGAAAUAUUGCUGCGAUGAAGGUUGGCGAAGAGGGGAUUGAAGUUAUAGGUGGAACAGCGACUCCAACACUGCAUAAGACUAUAAAUUAUACGAAGACUGGUGAAAGUGAUGAGGGAACAGUUGAGAAGUUCUCUUUGGGUAUAAGUAGACCUGACUUUGGUGGGCAACUUGAUAUGAGUCGUGAGAUUGUAAGUAACUUGCUCAAAUCUGUUCUUGACCAGCCAAUUAAGUUUGUUGAGACUCUUGUAUUGAAAAUGGAAAGGUUCUUCUUAGUGAGAACACUGCUGUUGAUCUUCCAAUGGAAAGUGAGACGAUUACCGUUAUGAACGCCAAUGAAGUUGAAGAUGCAGUGAGACUUAGUGCUGAGAGGAUUAUAGGUAAAAUCGAGUCUUACCAGGAUCGUGGCAGCAAUUGGAGGGUUAUCUUUGUUGAGAGACAUGAAGUUGACAUUGUUCAUUUCAAUCCAUUGGUCGGCAGUUCAUUUAUCGAGUUACCUGAUAGUCUGAAGUCUGAUAGGAACGGGCUAAUCAAUAUUGAGAACAUGGAUGACAACGAGUGCUUUAGAUGGUGUCAUGUGAGACAUUUGAUGUCAAAAGCUAAGAGGGCAACUAAGAUUACUAGGUCUGAUAGAAAGUUUGCUGAGACACUUGAUUAUAGGGGUAUUGACUUCCCUGUGAGGAUAGACGAUAUACCUAAAAUAGAGAGGGCAAACGAAAUUAGAAUUACAGUGAUCAUGUUGAGGGGAGAGAAGACGUUCUUCCCAAGAUAUACUUCAAAGAGUAAUUAUAAGGACCAUAUGGAGUUGCUGUUAAUUGAGGACAAUGAGGGAAAUAGUCAUUAUGUCCUUGUGAGGGAUAUUAGCAUGCUACUCAGCAGUCUACAUAAGACGCAGCAUAAGAAGUAUUACUGUCUCAGUUGCCUCAAUGGUUUCAACUCACAGGAACGUUUGGAUGAACAUAUAGAGACAUGUAGAGAGGUAAAUGGAACGCAGAAAACUGUGAUGCCAAAGAGAGGUAGUAAAGUUAUGUUUAAGAAUCAUAGGAGACAAUUAUCUGUUCCGUUUGUGAUAUACGCUGACUUCGAAUCACAGCUGAUCCCUGUUGAUGGAGAUGGAAAGUGUUUACGCAAGACACAGAGCCAUGAGAUGUGCAGUUAUGGUUUUAAGAGAGUGUGUUACUAUGAUGGUAAGUAUGAUGGUGAAUAUAAGAGUUAUAGGGGAGUAGGUGCGACUGGGAGGUUCCUAACCGAUGUGCUAAAUGAGACUGAGGAAUGCAAUAGGAUUAUUCAAGAUGAGUUCACUAAAGAGGCAGUUAUGAGUGUAAAUGACUAUACGGAACUUGAGGGAGCAACUGAGUGUCACAUCUGUGGUGGUAAGUUCAGUGGCGACGAUAAAAAGGUGCUUGAUCAUUGUCAUGUAACUGGUAAAUUCAGAGGCGCGGCCCAUAACUCGUGUAAUCUAAAUUAUAAGUUAACUGGAAAAAUCCCUGUUGUAUUCCAUAAUUUACGGGGAUAUGAUAGCCACUUUAUUAUGCAGGGAGUUGCGGGGCUUGGAGAGAGAAUUGAGGUUAUCGCCAACAAUAUGCAAAAAUACAUGUCCUUCAGAGUGGGUAAACAGUUGGUCUUCAUUGACUCUAUGCAGUUCAUGAGCAGUAGUCUUGAGGCUCUUGUUGGGAAUCUUGAUAAGAGUCGUUUCAAGAGAAUGCAGUGUGAAUGGAAAGGUCAGGAUCUUGAAAUGUUGCUUGAGAAGGGAGUUUAUCCUUACGAAUAUAUGAGCGACUGGAGUAAGUUUAAGGAAAAGUGCUUGCCUGGGAAAUCUGCUUUCUACAGUUCAUUGAAAGAAGAAAGUGUUAGCGAAGAUGAUUACCUAAGAGCGUGCAAGAUGUUUGACAAGUUUGGUUGCAGGAGUUUGGGCGACUAUCAUGACUUGUACUUGAAGACUGACGUGCUGUUGUUAGCAGAUGUAUUUGAAGACUUUAGGAGAGGUUGA